ACAAUUGUAAAACUUGUCAUAGUGCACUGCGAGAUUGUUAAAAUAUUUGAAAAAACAUCAUUUUUAAUUUUCUUUAUAAAUGUCUACCUGUAAAUGUGGAUUUAAAAACGGUGUUCUCGUUUUUUAUAACUUAAACGGACAACAAUGGUGAAUAUUAUCAAUUGUAAUGUAUAUUUCGUAACCAUGAUAGCAGUUACAUAUUCAUUUACCCUGAAAGAUUUUGACCUUCCUGGGAUAUUUUCAACAAAAAUCUGCUCUAACGAUGUCCUUAGACAAAAGUUAGAUCCUCUUUGCCAGUGUAAGGACCAAACGGAGAUAAAGGACAUACAUUCUUUGUGCAGGUUACAUAUGAAGCUCGGACUUUGUAUAGAAUCUAAACUACAGGACGGUCAGUAUGAUGGACAAUAUAUGAAGCAUGUGUUUAGCAACAAAAUUUUCAAACAAAGUAUGAGUCAUCUGUGUCGUAAACAGCCAGAUGCAUCUGGAAUUGUUCAAUGUACAAAACCAGACAUCCCAAGGCAUUGUAACACGAACUUUGAAAACCAUCUACUCAACAACAACACUUUAAACGAAUCAACGACCUGCAGAAUAACGGAAAACACUCUAAGCGUAUGCUAUUGGAGGAUUUAUGAGAACACGUGUUCGCCGACAGUUCGAUAUUUCUGGUCAAAACUUUCGGUGGCUUUUAUGGCAACGAGGUGCUCAAAAUAUGGUAAAUCUAAGACAGACAAAUGCAAAGAGAUUCGAAAGGCUUUCCAUCCCAAUCCAAAGCAGCAAUCAAAGGAGGAAUGUCAUAAAUCAGUGAUGACAAUGAGGCAGUGCUUUCAACUCGAGAGACUAGCCUCUUUACACGAUGAAGAUAUUUUGUCGAAUAUGGAAUUUGAGCUUGACAGAUUUAUGCGGUUUGAAAGAUUUAGAUGCGACAUUAAAAAAGAAAAAGAUAGAAAUCAUCACUGUGAACAUCCACACAGAAAGAAACUCGAGCAUUGUAUAAAUGAUAUCUAUGGAAAUGCCAUCAAUAAUCAAACAGAGCUACUGCGUCAGGGAGGAAAUGUAUCCGUCAAUGAUAUCUGCAGCGUUUACGACGCCGCAACACGGUGUAUCGAGGACGUGCUAAGGCAUUGUUUGGUAAAUGCAGUCCAUCUCAAUGCUAUAUUUUGCGGUUCGAUGCCUACGUCCUGCCACUGCCCAGUGAAUCUUGAAGCAGAGAUCCUCGCAAGAUCAUCCAGAUCUCAUGCACAAAUGCCAACGAUUUGGUUAUUCCUUUUGUGCUUUUCUGCUUUACAUGCAAACUUACAGUUAUUUCAAUGUUAAAGCUUACAAAUAGACGCAAUGCCUUCAAUGGCUGCCUGUGUCAUAUCAUGUUUCUAAGCGUUCUUCAAAUAUUGCAGAAAUAUGUGUGUAUGACCAAAUGAAUAGUUUUCUGAUUGUUUUUAACAAGUUAUUUUUAAAGUCUGUGCAUAAGUAUUUUGUGUAAUACACCCUAGGACUUUAAAAACGCUUUAUCUGUAUAAUGCAGUUAUUUAAUUUAGGCGUCACGUACAUAAAAAACGCGCGUAGAGCAUUCAUUAUUUAAUAUUAUCGCCUCAAACUGUCAGCAUUGCUAGAGAAUAAAUAUUAAAAAUGGGACCUACACAAGAAAAUUUAAGGGAAACAACUCUGAAUUGACCAACAUAAAACAUUGGUCAAAAGUGAAAGAAAAAUCAAAAAGGUUCUUUUCCCAACAACUGAUCAGGCAGACAAAAUAUGACCUACAUUUGUUUAAAGAAGCGCCACAAAAUAACUGUAUUCUUUUGUAUUUCCAUGACGGUAAUUAUACAUGCUUUGCAUGAAGAAAAUGUGAAAUAACAAGUAUCUAGUUACAAAUUGACAGUGGCAUAUAUAACGCCAAAAACAAUGUGUUUAAUGUCUAAAUAUAUUAUUAAAUUAAUGUAGUAUUAUGCACAGUAGUUGGUUUAUUAAGGUGAGUUUAGAACACACUUUGUUUCUACAGUGUAAGAUAGUUAUUAUUCUAUGUUUAUAAAACUAUACUGAAAAGAGAAUUACUGAAUAAGAUUGCAGAUGAAGUUGUGAAAACACAUUAAUUCAGGGAGGGCCUAAAUCAAUCUGACUAAAGUACUUGAUCUUCUAAACGAAGAUCUGAGGAUGAUCCAUUCACAUUCGUCUUCUGUAUAUUUUGGAUUUCCAAUAUUACUACUUUUAUUUUCGCAAAUCUAUUUUUAUCAAUCAGACGACUUGUUCGAAUGUCAAAGAGUAAGAAAAAUGUGCAGUCAGUUCAGGGCUCGAACCCAGGAGCCCUCGCUUACUAAGCAAGUGCCCUACCGACUGAGCUAACCGGAUAUUUACGACAUAAGAAUUGUUAUUAUCAAAAACCAAGGCUAAAUAUAGGCCUGCAAAAUGUUGUAAGUAAGCCUUUGAUUGGCUAGCGGAAGGGUCGUCAGAACGGGGCUAUCAAUAGCUUGUCUUCAGAUCCUAAGCGUAGCGUAAUAGGAGAUGUACUUUAGUCAGAUUGGGCCUAAAUUGUCCACCUGUCAUCUUGUAGAAUAGCUGUAUUAUACCAGUAUUAUCAGAAUGAUAUUAUCAGAAUGAUUUGCACGAAGUUAAUGUUGGAGGAAAAAGUAGGUCACUAGGUCGUAGUGGGUCUUUAAAUCUCUUUGUAUUCAAUAUACAACAUGCACACUUUUCUUAUGACUUACACUGACAGUUAUUUUAUAAGUUGUAGUGAGGCCCUGAUAGAAAGUUUAGAAGUGCAUGAAAAAAAGUAAAAUAAUGCAUAAAUUCCUUUAAAGAAAUUUUACGACAUUAACGUUAUUAAGUUUUUAUCUUUUAGCCCAAGUUAUUUAUUGCUUUCAAUGAUGAUGCAUUGGUUUACACAAAAUUUAUAUAUUAAAAUGUAUAUAUCGAACAAUGAGAAAUUACAAAAUAAGUUAAAUUGGUAUUUCGUUUGUGUAAUUACGUAGCUAGACUAGUAAGAAUGAUAUUGUUUGUAAUUGUUACGGGUUUGACUUUUCUAACUUAAUUCUGCAAUCGCAUGAAUUAAUUUCCUUUUAUUCUGAACAUUUAGAUUACAUUUGUUUUACAGCAAAUCUAAAGUUUGUUAAAACUACACAUUAAUUCUUAGAGCAAUCUAAUGUAUCUUUAAGAUGAGAGAGAGAGUUGUAUUUAUGAUUUGAGCAAAACAUUAAUUCUUUAUAAAUAUGUUAAUAUGCUAAUAUGCUAAUUUUAUACCAGUUUAAUUAUUAUUAAAAGUGUACGUAAAUUAUUUUAACUAGGUCAGCAACUCUGACCCUACGUCUAGUACGCUUGUUAGUCACAAAUCGGGUUCCCGGCAGCUAUUUUCUCAAGGGCGGUUCCCAAGUGGAUCCCUGUUUACAUCUCUCUAAAGGGUGCAGACAUUCAUAUUUUUAUUCUGUCAUGACCCUGUAGUGAGAUUUUAUAAUUCGGGUUGCGGGCGGCUUCUUCCGUCACAGCCUUUGGGUUCCCUGCUGGCUCUCCAUAAUCAGGAUUAUUGACUUACAUUACUAGCUUAUUAUACUUGUUGUCACAAUUUAUUUUAUGAUGAUAUUCUCGUAUUAUAACUUGGCUGUUCACUAUUGUUAAGGACUUUGUAAAUAAAUUUGAAAACCGUUA
Mercenaria mercenaria is the source of this 3630-nucleotide messenger RNA. RefSeq lists its product as uncharacterized. The transcript is spliced from 9 exons. The coding region runs from base 145 to 1314 and encodes 389 amino acids. NCBI's taxonomy places the organism in Eukaryota, Metazoa, Mollusca, Bivalvia, Venerida, Veneridae. The record is from RefSeq and is a predicted model, not a curated record.